AUGUCCGAAGACGACGGCGAUGUUGUGCUCGGCCCCGACGGCCAAGCACCUACCCGAGUCGACCGAGAUCGAAGAGCUCCGCGCUUCAGCUGGACUCCUGCCUACGAAGCUACCUUCUUCCGAAGCCUCUGCGAGAGCGUCCAGCUAGGCCUUCGCGAGAACUCUUCCUUCAAAGCUGAAGCUUGGGAGCGUGCCGCCCAGGCCCUGCAGGAGAGUCACGGUGCCUAUCCAACAAAGAGCCACCUGAUCAACAAGAGCGACAAUGCUAGGAAGCGUUUUCGAUUAUGGAGAGGCCUUCGCGAGGAUGCCGAGUUCUUGUAUAACCCAGUGACGAGAACGGUCACUGCCACCGAAGAGGCGUGGACCGCACACAUCGAGAGGGAACCUCUGUCCAGGGCGCUCCGCGGCCGACCCUUCGAUCACGAAGACUACAUGGAGAUCCUGUACCCCGACGUUAUCGGCUCGGGGGGUGCUCCUAAGCGGAUCAUGAAGCCUCGACGACGAACCGACGGUCCUAUCGCUGAAGACCCCGAGAUGCCUGGCACAGGGAUUUUGAACCUCCAGAGCGAGCCCCCUCCCCGGCCUCCCGGCUUAGAGAGUCCCAAUUCUCGGCCUGUUUUGACCCAGACCCCGACCACCUCCUCGACGGGCUCGACCCAGCAACGGCCGACGUCUACUACAAUCCCUCCUCGCGGCCCCCCGACCGUUAAUGCCAGCGCGCUAACCCCGCCGGACGAGACCAUCACCCAGAGUCGCAAGCGCCAGCUUCCCACGACGAGCACCCCCGCUACCUUUGAGUCGCCCCCAGCUUCGAACAUGCCCUUGGGCCAAGCUCCAGAGUCGCCUGGCAAGCGGCGCCGGACUUCCUCUAACGAUGGCUCCCGCGCGCUGACCUCUACUAUGCUUAACUCGUCCAUGCUACCUCUCGCGGUUCGGGAUGGCCCCAGUGUCGCAUCUCCUUCGCAGACCGAUAGCCAGCUCCUGUCGCAUGCGCCUGUCAUUGAGGAACUCGUCGAAGCAGUGCGCUCGCGAAGCAGCCUGCGCUGGCAGGAGGAAGCUCUCGACGUCUUCUUCCGCGACUUUGCAGACGAAGACCUCGAUUUACAGGUCAAGAUUUCCGAGAGUGUGCUCAUCAACGAGUGCAAGGCCAUGGUCUUUUGCAAGAUGCCAGGCCGUGUGCGUCAGCACUGGGUGAGGAGGUUCAAGGAGUCGCUUUACAGACAGUGA
This is a messenger RNA of Fusarium keratoplasticum, 1227 nucleotides long. Its product is annotated as Myb-DNA-bind-3 domain-containing protein. Bases 1 to 1227 code for a protein of 408 amino acids. Lineage: Eukaryota; Fungi; Ascomycota; Sordariomycetes; Hypocreales; Nectriaceae. The record is from RefSeq and is a predicted model, not a curated record. The transcript has 2 exons.